AACAAUUCAACUAUUGAACCGAGUGGUUAAUUUAACGAAAACCUCAAACGCCGCCAUGAGCAGCGGCGGAUACAAGCCGGUGGUGAACACAGUGCGGCACUCAAUCACCACCGUCUCCAAGCGAAAGCGAUCUUCAAUCUCGGAACCAUCGAAUAACCACGAGCCAGUAGUAGUACACCGACCCCACACUUCUCUUGCGCCGCCGGGGUCAAGCCGGAAACCUAGUAAAUCCUCUCGCCGGCGCCGAAGGGUACGCAAGGAGAGGUCCUCGAGCUCCGUCGAUCGCCAAUGGGUGUUUUCCGCUAGCAAUUUCAGAAACCUUAAAGAUAAGCUGGUUUUAGUUUCGUACAAUCUACUUGGUGUUGACAAUGCGUCCAACCACAUGGACUUGUAUUACAACAUCCUGCCGCAACACUUGGACUGGAGUAGACGGAAGCAUCUCAUAUGCAAGGAGAUUAGUCGCUAUAAUGCAACCAUCUUAUGUCUUCAGGAGGUUGACCGCUUUGAUGAUCUAGAUAGUCUUCUUAAAAACAGGGGAUUUCAAGGUGUUCACAAGCGUCGAACUGGAGAAGCGAGUGAUGGUUGUUCUAUAUUCUGGAAAGAGAAACUAUUCAAACUCCUACACCAUGAAGAAAUAGAGUUUGAUAGAUUUGGCAUGCGAAACAAUGUUGCUCAACUUUGUGUUUUAGAGAUGAACUGCGAGGACCCAGAAUCUAAAUUAUGCAUGCAGUCUUCAGAGCAAACAUGUACAAGUCCUCGAAGGCUAGUGGUUGGGAAUAUACAUGUCCUGUUUAAUCCUAAGCGUGGCGAUAUUAAGCUAGGCCAGGUAAGACUUUUGCUAGAGAAGGCUUACAAGCUAUCACAGGAAUGGGGAAAUAUUCCAGUGGCAAUUGCUGGUGAUCUGAACAGCACUCCAAAUAGCGCAAUCUAUGAUUUUGUAGCUUCAGCCGAUUUGGAUACACGACUCCAUGACCGAAGGCAAAUUUCUGGUCAGUCUGAACUCGAUACAAAGAGGAGCCCGUUUAGAAACCAACAUGCAGUUAGUGCAUCACAAACCAAUGAAUGGAGCCAGGAAGAACUGCAGCUUGCAACUGGUGGUCAAGCAACUACUCAUGUCCGACAUCAACUGAUGCUUAACAGCGCAUAUGCUGGAGUUCCUGGUACACUAAGAACGAGAGAUCAAUGCGGUGAACCAUUGGCAACAACAUGUCAUUCAAGGUUCCAAGGAACUGUUGAUUAUAUAUGGCACACCAAGGAACUAGUUCCUGUAAGGGUUCUUGAAACCUUGCCAACUGAUGUUUUGAGAAGAACAGGUGGACUACCAAGUGAGAAAUGGGGAAGUGACCAUCUCGCCAUCGCAUGUGAACUUGCCUUUAUGGGUGAGGGAUGUUGAGGCUACGGGUUUAACGUCAAAACUCCCCCCACGGAGCCACCUGACUUCGUCAUCCCUUGAAGUUCAUGAUCAUGGAGGCUUGUGAACUGAAGUGUGAUGAAAUAGCUUGGUUGAAACUGUGACAAAUAAGCAUCCCAAAACAUACUUUCAACUGUUUUUUUUUUUUAACUAAUAAUACACGAUUUUUUUUGUAAGAUGUUUCUGUUUCUAAUACACAUGUUUCAGUUAAAAUGUUUAGACAAUAAGUAAGGAAGUUGUUGAUGAGCUUCUUGUGUUCAUAAUCUUACAGAACCAAAGUGGGUUAUUAAACAAGAGUGUUGUUAUUCA
This is a messenger RNA of Raphanus sativus (radish), 1720 nucleotides long. RefSeq names its product carbon catabolite repressor protein 4 homolog 5. Bases 56 to 1393 code for a protein of 445 amino acids. Gene Ontology annotation, molecular function: 3'-5'-RNA exonuclease activity. The transcript is spliced from 14 exons. The record is from RefSeq and is a predicted model, not a curated record. NCBI's taxonomy places the organism in Eukaryota, Viridiplantae, Streptophyta, Magnoliopsida, Brassicales, Brassicaceae.